AUGGGCAUCUUUUCUCGAAAGGACAAGGUUCCCAAGGGUAACUCGUCCAUCGCAGCUUCACAAUCAACGGCCAGUUUUGCCUCUGCAAAUUCACGGGGUAUCGGAAAUCGCAUCUCAGCUGGAAGCUUCACAUCAGGAGGCACACCACUAUCACCAAUGUCACCAGUCAAGCUGCCCAAGGUCGAUCUUCCACGACCUCCCGACCCUCAGUUGGACCCUGUCGGAUACCUCCGAAGCUUGGGCGCCGUGAGGGACAGGAGCCAGAUUAUUAUGGACAAGGCGAAGCGUAACGAGCUAAAUCACUUUGAUGUCGACCUCACCAAGUUAACAGACGUGGUUACUUUUGUUUCCGGCCUCAUUAAGCGAGAUUACGAUGCCCCAUUUACUAGCAUACCUGGCCAUGGACGAUACCAGCAUUUUUGUGUUGGCGGCCGCGACCGAGUCAAAGAGCUGACCGAUUCUUGGCCAGAUUCCGUGGAUAGCACCGAACGUUGUCGUCGACUCAUCGACCUUUUUCUAGUGAGCGUCUUGCUUGAUGCUGGCGCGGGUACUCAGUGGAGUUAUAAAAGCAAGGAGAAUGGCAAGAUUUAUCGACGUUCGGAGGGCCUCGCCGUUGCCAGCUUGGAAAUGUUCAAAGAGGGUCUCUUCUCCGGUGACGCAGGGAACAAAUUUCAGGUGGACAAGGACGGACUUAGGGCUUUGACUGUGGCAAAGCUUGAAAUUGGGCUUCAGUCUCGCACUGGGAAUGAAUUAGCCGGCUUAGAAGGUCGUACCGACCUGCUCAUUCGGCUUGCUGGCGCGCUUGGCGAUAAAACGGAUUACUUCGGAGCAGAUGGCAGACCUGGAAACAUGAUUGAUCACUUGCUUUCUCACCCGUCCACUCAAGCGUCUUCGAUGCUAAUCGUACCAUUGCCAGUCCUUUGGAACGUCCUGAUGAAUGGUCUGGCGCCCAUUUGGCCUCCAUCUCGGACGGCCUUGAAUGGUGUGUCUCUUGGAGAUGCAUGGCCGUGCCAGGCCAUGCCCAACCCAGGUGCCGCAUCAUGGGAAUCCAUACUGCCGUUCCACAAACUCACGCAAUGGCUCACAUACUCUCUCAUGCAACCAAUGCAGUCGCUGCUCAAUAUGCACUUUGCCGGAACUGAAUUGCUUACGGGUUUACCAGAGUACCGUAAUGGCGGUUUGUUUGUGGAUCUUGGCGUGCUGAAUUUGAAGAAGGACGAUAUGGAUCGCGGUCUCCAAAACUACACCAACUACUGUCGCCGGACUGGCCAUAAGGGAGUGGAGGUAGCUCCCAUGUUCGAGCCUAGCGAUGACGUGGUGGUUGAAUGGCGUGGUGCAACAGUCGGCUUACUUGAUGUCCUUUGUGCGGAAGUCAACAAGUAUCUGCAAAAAGAACUUGCCGGCAACGAGAUGACACUGCCUCAGCUCUUGGAGGCAGGAAGUUGGAAGGGGGGCCGCGAAAUCGCCGAAAUUAACCGGCCGAAUACCAAGGAGCCACCUAUUCUUAUUGAUAGCGACGGAACCGUGUUCUAG
Messenger RNA from Pochonia chlamydosporia 170, 1533 nucleotides. RefSeq lists its product as hypothetical. Bases 1 to 1533 code for a protein of 510 amino acids. The record is from RefSeq and is a predicted model, not a curated record. The transcript is spliced from 5 exons. NCBI's taxonomy places the organism in Eukaryota, Fungi, Ascomycota, Sordariomycetes, Hypocreales, Clavicipitaceae.